AUGGCGUCCCCCGCGGCGGGCGACCUGAAACAGGCGCUGCCCUGCGUGGCCGAGUCGCCGGCCGUCCACGUGGAAGUGCGGCAGCGCAGCAGCAGCACUGCCAAGAAAGAAGACGUGAAACUGGCCGUCCGGAAGCUGCUGGCCCGCCACAACGUCGUGUUUGGGGACUACAAGUGGACCGAGUUCGACGACCCUUUCCUGAGCAGAAACGUGCAGUCCGUGUGCAUCGUGGACACGGACCUGAAUGCUAAAGACUCCCAGCCCAUCAACCUGUCGGACUGCCCACUGACGCUGUACGUCUUCCAAGUGAACGAGGACGGGCCCACCAGUGAAAACCUGGAGGAAGAGACAGAGAGCAUUGUGGCGGCCAACCACUGGAUCCUGCCUGCAGUGGAAUUCCAUGGGCUGUGGGAAAGCCUGGUGUAUGAUGUGGAAGUCAAGUCUCAUCUCCUGAAUUAUGUGUUGACCACCUUGCUGUUCUCUGAGAAGAGCGUUGAUAGCAACCUGAUCACCUGGAACCGUGUGGUGCUGCUGCACGGUCCCCCGGGGACUGGCAAAACCUCCCUGUGUAAAGCGCUGGCCCAGAAGUUGACCAUCCGGCUCUCCAGCAGGUACCGGUACGGCCAGCUGAUUGAGAUAAACAGCCACAGCCUCUUCUCCAAGUGGUUCUCAGAAAGUGGCAAGCUGGUGACCAAGAUGUUCCAGAAGAUUCAGGAUCUGAUUGACGACAAAGAUGCCCUCGUGUUUGUGCUCAUCGACGAGGUGGAGAGCCUCACCGCUUCCCGAAACGCCUGCAGGGCUGGCACAGAGCCCUCGGAUGCCCUCCGCGUGGUCAACGCCGUCCUGACCCAGAUAGACCAGAUCAAGAGGCACUCUAACGUCGUGAUCCUGACCACGUCCAACAUCACUGAGCGCAUCGACGUGGCCUUCGUGGACAGGGCUGACAUCAAGCAGUACAUUGGGCCUCCGUCGGCAGCUGCCAUCUUCAAGAUCUACUUCUCGUGCCUAGAGGAGCUCAUGAGGUGCCAGAUCAUCUACCCUCAGCAGCAGCUCCUGACCCUGCGGGAGCUGGAGAUGAUCGGCUUCAUCGAGAACAACGUGUCCAGGCUGAGCCUUCUGCUCAGUGACAUCUCCCGGAAGAGUGAGGGCCUCAGUGGCCGUGUCCUGCGGAAGCUGCCCUUCCUGGCCCACGCGCUGUUCGUGCAGGCCCCCACGGUCACCAUCGAGGCCUUCCUCCAGGCCUUGUCCUUGGCGGUGGACAGACAGUUUGAGGAGAGGAAGAAGCUCUCGACUUCCAUCUGACCCUCAACCAGCUCCCUGCAGCACCCCACGGGGCCACUUUGUCCCCUCCCUGCCAGUGCGGACUUCACACCCCCACAGCCCCUGCCUGUGACCUCUUAGAUGGCACAGUCCCACGGCCGCCCUGUGCUCAGGCUCCGUAACAGGAGGCGGGCCAUCUCUGGGGACAGGCCAGCCUUGUCCUCUGUUGUCAAGUGUCCCCAAGGGCUGUCAUUGAAGUGUCUCUGAAGAGCAGCCUCAGCCUUGCCCCCC
Echinops telfairi (small Madagascar hedgehog) is the source of this 1551-nucleotide messenger RNA. RefSeq names its product thyroid hormone receptor interactor 13 (gene TRIP13). The transcript has 14 exons. Gene Ontology annotation, biological process: meiotic recombination checkpoint signaling; reciprocal meiotic recombination. The coding region runs from base 1 to 1302 and encodes 433 amino acids. The record is from RefSeq and is a predicted model, not a curated record. Gene Ontology annotation, molecular function: ATP hydrolysis activity; ATP binding. Lineage: Eukaryota; Metazoa; Chordata; Mammalia; Afrosoricida; Tenrecidae. Gene Ontology annotation, cellular component: nucleus; chromosome.